AUGCAUGCAGGUGAGUCUGUGGCUGUGGCAGGGCCAGAGAGGCUGUACAUGGUGUCGGACCUGGCUGCAUCGCCGCCGACGCUACGUACUUGGGCUUCGGCUGUCGACGGCGCUGUUCACAACGCUGUCUCCCAUCGCAUGGCUCUGCGAAAGGGUGCUACCCUCCAGGUCUUUGAUAUGGAGCAGAGAGCAAAGCUGGCGUCGAGCAAUCUGCCCGAUGUCGGCGCUUCGGGCAUCUUUGCCCGCUGGCUCUCACCGGAUGUGCUGGGCGUUGUGGCUGCAGGUACGCUGUUGCUGUGGGACGUCUCGCAGCCGGGCUCCGAGCCGGUGGUCGAGACCGAGCUCGACCCACUGCUGGGUGGCUCGGUCCAGAUCACCGCGCUCAAAGCUUCGCCUGACCUCGAGUACAUCUGCAUCGGCGGUCUCGCUGUCGUCGACGGCCACAUCAACGGCGUGGCCCAAUUCUACACGCGCUCCACGAGAGUCUCGGUCCCGCUCCAGGCGCACGCCUUUGAGUUCUCAACCCACCCUGAGGCACCCGACACGCCCGUCCUCAUUGUGGCUGACCGCCCGCAGGGCCAGGCCGCCGGCUCGCUCUCCAUCCUCCCACUCCCGCUCGGCGACUCGGUUGCGCUCGGCGCCUCGGGCAAGAUGUUCUUCUUUUCCGAGUCCGACAACGACUUUCCGGUCGCCGUCUGCGCCUCGCCUGCCCGCCGCAUAGUGUACACGGUCUCCAAGUUUGGCUUUAUUUUCAUCAACGAGCUGGCCUCGGCCGCAACAGUGUACACCAACCGCAUCUCCGACUCGACCAUCUUUGUCUCGGGCAUCAACCUCGACGGCGCCUUUGUCGGUGUCAACGUCGCCGGCCAAGUCCUGUGCGUUGACCUCAACUUUGACGCCCUCGAGCAGUAUGUGGCGUCGGUGCUGAACAAUCCGAGCCUGCUCUCGGUCUUCUCGCCGCUCGUUGCCGCGCACCGCGCCUCGCUGGCGGCUGAUGCUACCGACGCACUCACUGCUGAACCCGCGGAGCCGUGCGACGAACUCGAAACCACAGCCGAGACAACAAUGGCAACCAUGCUUGCUGCUGGGCUCGGCCUCGAACCUGCCGCAAAUGCCCAGGGCAUGAGUGUGCUCGAGAGCGACACCAGCGCGCCGGCCAUCACCAGCCUCGACCAGUUCCGCAGUGCCGUGUGCGCCGUCGUCGCCGGCGCGCUCGACGAGCCCGAGGCCGAGUGGACAGCAGCGAUCAAAGUUCUGGCGACGGUCGGCUCGUCGAUUGCCGGCGCCGGAGCGUGGGUGACGGCUGCAGGCACGGUUGUGGACGGGAGCUUUUGCGGCUGCGGCGGCCGAGGCUGCGGCCGGCGAGGUGGACGGUAG
Thecamonas trahens ATCC 50062 is the source of this 1377-nucleotide messenger RNA. RefSeq lists its product as uncharacterized. Lineage: Eukaryota; Apusomonadida; Apusomonadidae. Gene Ontology annotation, molecular function: clathrin light chain binding; structural molecule activity. Bases 1 to 1377 code for a protein of 458 amino acids. Gene Ontology annotation, cellular component: clathrin complex; clathrin coat of coated pit; clathrin coat of trans-Golgi network vesicle. The transcript has 2 exons. The record is from RefSeq and is a predicted model, not a curated record. Gene Ontology annotation, biological process: receptor-mediated endocytosis; intracellular protein transport.